This is a messenger RNA of Leptopilina heterotoma, 10646 nucleotides long. RefSeq names its product vacuolar protein sorting-associated protein 13C-like. Lineage: Eukaryota; Metazoa; Arthropoda; Insecta; Hymenoptera; Figitidae. The record is from RefSeq and is a predicted model, not a curated record. The transcript is spliced from 52 exons. Gene Ontology annotation, cellular component: extrinsic component of membrane. Gene Ontology annotation, biological process: protein targeting to vacuole; protein retention in Golgi apparatus. Bases 331 to 10569 code for a protein of 3412 amino acids.
GGAGUGAACGUGACAGAUCAAACACUACGAGGGGGUGAAAAUAAUUUUAAACGACCCUUUCAGCAAUAUUUCUCUCUUUGGUGUCAUCGCUUUUUUAGUAUCGUAUGUCUUUUAUACCAUUUUGUAAAAUAAAAGAUCAAUAAAGUAAUGUUGUUCUCGGCGCAUGUGCGCAUUGUUACAAUAAUCGCAGCUAAGGAUUCAAUGAGGUUAUAAUCAAAAAGGGUGCCAGAUAUAUAAUAGUAGUAUACAUAGUUAGAUCAAAAUUCAAUUUUCCGUUUUGUCAUCUCUAAUUCGAUUAAAAGUGAAAUUUAAUAAUAAAAGAAGAAAAAAAUGUUCGAAGGAGCCGUAGCCGCGAUUCUUAAUCGAUUUCUUGGCAAGUAUGUCGAAGACUUGGACACAGAGGAUUUUAAUGUUGGUAUUUUCUCUGGCGAUACAUACCUGUCAGAUCUAAGACUGAAACCAGAAGCUCUGUAUCAACUUGGCCUACCAAUUAGAGUUGAACUUGGAUUAAUUGGAAAAAUAUCAUUAAAAAUACCAUGGGCCGGAUUAUUUUCGCAACCAAUUAUCCUCUGUGUCGAGGAUGUAUAUAUAGUGGCAGUUUCCGAAGUCUUCGGAAACUACGAUUCCGAAGUACACAAGCGAUUGAUAAGAGCGACAAAGAAAAAGAUAUUGGAAGAUCUCGAGAGGGAAGCAUUUUUAGGUCCAGGUUUUCCUUCUGGGAUAUUUGAUAAUUUUUUAUCGUCACUUGUAAAAAAUUUUCAAAUCACUGUGAAUAAUGUGCACGUGAGAUAUGAGGAGAGAUUCGCCAAUAAAGUGCAAAGUGCUUGCGGAAUUUGUAUGCAAAGUCUUACAAUGGCCACAACAAAUAAUAAAUGGAAACCUGGCGUCACUCCAACGAAUUCAACAACAAUUUAUCAAUUAAUAAGAGUCGAAUCAUUUUGCAUCUACAUGGAUCCUCAGUCUGAAUCCGCAUUAAGAAGUAACCCCGCAUUUUGGGACUUUGAAUCAAUUGUCGAUUGGAAAGAUACAAUGCGACGAUCACUUCAAAAGUUUGGUUUAAACGAUCAGGAAUUUCAAUUUUUGGUAAAACCAUUAACAACAAAGAUAAAGAUAAUCAUCAGUAAAGCAACGGAAACGAGGGAUUCUCGAAUGUUAGUUGACAUUGUUUUGCAAGACGUUGCAAUGCAAAUUUCCAAAGAUCAAUACGUCACGUUCCUAAGACUUUACGAUUCACUGCAUCGAGCAACAAUAAGUAGGCAUCACAAAAAGUAUCAUUCGAAUUGCACGAUAAAGGGAAACGCGAAAGCCUGGUGGAAAUAUACGCAUUGUAUUGUUCUGGAGCAAAAUGUACGACCGUACACUUGGAGGAGAAUUCAAGCCCAUAGAGCGAAUUACAAACGUUAUAAGGAAGUUUACAUGCAACAUCUUUUAAAGCCAAAUGACACGGAAUUAAAAAUGGAUUUGCAAAAAUACGAAGACACAUUAUCAAUUUUGAAUAUCGUCAUAGCGCGAGAACAUGCAAAAAUUGAAUUGAAAAACAAAAACCCCGAUCUCAUUUCCAUAGAAGCUGAAGAAUCGACAGUUAGAUUAGUUGUUAGAAACGAAACAAAAACGCAAGACAAUGAUCAAAAGAAUGGAAAGUAUCUUGGAUUCAAUUGCAACGAUUUAGAUGGAAAGGGAAAAGGCGAUAAACUAACUAAACCUUUAGAUCACAAGUACAAUUUUACUUUAGCAAAUUAUUCACUGAGUCUUUUAAGCAACGACAAAGAAAUACUAGUUUUAUCAAUGACUCAAUUUCUGGCAAGUGUUGAAAAACAUCCUGAAUUAUCAACAUAUAAAAUUUCUACCCGAGCUGAAAGUAUUGUUAUCGAAGGAGUUUCUUGCGAGAAUGAAUUGGUUCCUUUAGUUACAGCUGACAAUGUUUUAACAGGAAGCGCAGCGCCGAAUUUUCUCUCCAUAGAUUUCGAAAAGAAGCCAUUAAAUUCAGAUUUCAAUUACGAUAUAUCCAUAUCGUUGGAACCCAUCGAAGUAACUUAUCACCACUACUCGGUGUCGGAAAUAAUAAAUUUUUUUAAAAUAAAUGACGCUCAAAUGAAACAAGCAACAUCAUCCACGUACAAAAUGUGUUCAAGGGCGAAAAAUAAAAUUGAAAAGUUAGUCCAUCGAAUAUUAAGUCGUCAAUUGAGGAUUAAUUUAAAAGUCGACAUAAAAGGUCCUUACAUUGUUUUUCCACAAUACGGAUCCUUGCAAAAAGAGGGAUAUGUACUUCUUCUCGACUCUGGGAGAAUGACGCUGAAAACUGAAUUACAAGCAGCUGACACGCAAUUAGAAGAUGCGACACUCAUGGAAUUGGAGGAAUUACUUUUUGAUAGACUUCAUAUGGUGUUUUCAGAUGGUCAAGUCCUUCUUUGUCAUACUGGCGACGACUGGCGAGACAUAAGAAGACGAAAAGAAUCGGAAAAUCAUUUGAUACCGAAAUUACAAGCGAGUGUCACCAUUUCUUCCAGUAUUAAACCCGAAUAUCGAGUUUUGCCUAAGAUGAAAGUAAAUGUCUCAGUGUCGCAAUUGAAAUUUAAUUUAUCCGAAAAUAGACUGGUGUCGCUUGUAGAUUUUCUAAAUCUCCUUGCGAUACCCAGUCAGGAGGAUAUUGACGCCAUAAAAACUGAUUAUCUGAAAAGUGUCAAGGAACCGAAACCCGAUUUCACAUCAACGACAGAUAAAUUAAUUAGAGUACGUUCAGUCGUUGCUUUAUCUUCGACUGUUGUCGCCCACAACAUGUCCCACUGCAUCAUGAAAGAUUUACAAAAUUUCGCCAAAUUGGAGAAGGAAAAGAGCGUUGUAUCAUCUGAAAUAAGCGAAGAAGACUUGGAACAAUUAUUCCGAAUGACGAAUGUAUCAGGUUUUGAUGACAUUGUUUCACCUCAAAAUCGAAUUAAUUUACUGCUAAGAUUCGUUAUUGGCGAGCUCUCUUUUCAUUUUGGUUACAUGACCACAACUGGAAGACAAAAACCCUAUUUGAUUUUGAAAUUCUGCACUUUGUAUUUUGAGUCUGCCAUUAUGGAAUAUGGAUUUGCCCUUCAAUCGGGAAUUGGUACCAUUCUUUUAGCUGAUAAAACCGAAGCUGGUGUAACGGGAUCAUAUUUAGAACUAGUCUCCACUGAUGGACAGUAUGAAGUUUGUUCUGUUUCGUAUCGUAAGGUUAAAGCCAAUUGUCCAGACUUCAAAGCGCAUUUUCGCAAUGUGGAACGAUCUUUAACUGUUAAUAUUAUGAAUUUAAAUGUCGUUUUUCACCGACAAGCUUUUAUGAAAUUGAAUAAUUAUUAUUCCAAUUUAUACAAAAUUUGUUAUAGUCAAAAUAUUCAAAAUAUUGUGGACAUGGUUAAGCGCAACGCUGUUCUUUUUAUAAAAACGGAAUGCGAUCCUCCAAUUCCACCUGGUGCAAUCAAAUUGAGUUAUUCCAUCAGACUCAAUACUUUUGUUCUAAAACUCUGCAGCAAAGAUUCAGAUUUUUUGAUUUUUAAAAUUAUGGGCUUGGAGAAUGACUGUAUUUACAAUGCCAAUGAAAGAAUGAUGUUAAGAGCACAUCUCACGAGUUUAACAAUUGAGGAUUUGAGCAGUGUUACUCUUUUUUCGAAGAUUCUAACCAAUGAGGAUGACAAAGUAUUUGAUUUAAAAUACGUGAGGCACACUCCAAAAUUAUACAAAUAUUCUGAACUCGAUGCAAAAAAUGAAAAAAUUAUGUCUGAUGGAAGUUUCAAACUUUCCAUCGGCAGGAUAAAUUGUGUCUUUAUUUCUAAAAUUCUCUGCGAUUGUCAGAAUUUUCUCCAUCCAUUUGUAAAUUUUCUCCAUUCCCGAGUUUCCGGGCACUUGAAAAAUUUAUUCUUUUGGAGUAUCACGGAAUUUAUGAAAAGCGAAAUUAAACUUCAAGUCUCAAUUGAUCUUCAAGGACCUACAUUUCUUCUUCCACAAAAAAAAGAUUAUCCAAAUCUUUUGGUUUUCGAUAUUGGUAAUUUGACGAUAGAAAAUUUUCUAAAAAUAAGUGAAUUGACAAAGCACAGCAAAGUCAAUAACGAAUCAAAUCUUUGUGUGCUGGAUAAUAUUUUGAUAAAAUUGAAUGCAAUGAUUUUGUCCAGAGCAAUAAUGACACUUGGUGGAAAUUUGGAAAUUCAAGAACCAAUAGUUGAACCAAUUCAAAUUCGUUUCGACAUAAAAAGAAAAAUAAUUGAUCGCAAUAUUAUUGGUCGUAAAAUGGACGAUCAGUGUCUAUGUCACAUUCAAGGUUCAAUUGAUGCGAUAACCACGAAUUUAGGACAAAAAGAUUUAACAUCAAUUUUCUCAUUAUGGGAGGAGAAUUUGUCGAAGACAUUUUUGGCACGCAAAUUUUUAGGCUACGAUGUUGAUUCGUCGGGAAAUAAAUCGACAAAAACAGAAGAUGCAAUUGUCAAGAAAUUGGAAGUAUUUUUUUCACAAAAUGAAAAUCCAGUUUGCGAAAUAAGUCUAAAAGUGAAUUUAGAUGGAUUGCAACUUAAUUUAUUCUCAGACACAGAGGAGGUUCUAAGUUCACCUGUAAGAGACUUAAAUCAUGGACUGUGUAAACUUGUUUUUGGAGAAAUAAGUUCGUCACUCGAGCUUUUUAAUAAUAAGAGUAUGACGAUAAAAGUUUCGGUUCGAAGUUGUGAAUUGGAAGAUAUGCGUAAACGAGGAGCAAUCGUUAAAAAAAUUAUUCAGUCACCGGCGAAACGAAUGGGAAUUAAUUCUGACUCGGGAGUUUACAUAUCGAUGCCUGCAGCAUUGGACUUUUCUUUCGCUAGAACAUCAACGGGCGAUACUUGCUUCGAUAUGCUGGUUGAAGAAUCUCGUGUCAAUUUGUGUAUUCCAUUUCUGUUAAAUUUAGUUCAAUACUUCUUGGAUUCGAUACCAGCGGAGCAAAUUGACGAGGGUCUCAUCAACGAGGGUUACGAGGGCUAUGAUAACGAAAUUACAACUGCUAUAAAACAGGAAACCCACACUCCGCUGGAUCCCACUUUAUUCGCAGAAGAACAAACAGGUUCUUCGAUUUCAAUCAGAAUUCGAAAGCCGGAGCUGCUUUUGUUUGGCGAUCUGAGUGCAAGUAAUGCUCACGCAAUUUUGUUCCAAGCGGAAUUGAUGAUUGAAUCGAGUCGUCACAAAGGCUCCUCGUCAAUUGUCUGCACAUUGUCGGAUGUACGAGCCAAGAGCAAAAGUCAGCAACGAUAUCUUCGACAAUCACCGCACUGGGUUUUACUUCCAUGUGAUGUGGAAAUCUGUCGGAAGGAAAAAAUUCAAGAAAUUCAAAUUAAUGCAAUUGUCAGUUCGAUUAAUUUACAUCUUUCUGUUGGGACAAUUUGCACUUUUACGGAGAUUUUUAGUGAAACUUUAAACUUCUUUAAAAGAAGCGACUGCGAAUUAACUUCACAAACAAUCAAUAGGGAUUCUAAUUCACACAACGAUCUCUGGUCACCGAAACCCGUGUCCCAUAUUCCAUUCAAAGAAACUGAGAAAGAUUUCUCUAGUCACUCGUUAAAUAUAUCUGAAUGUGAUAGACAAGUAAGAUAUUUCGAAUUAAAACCUGUAUCAAUUCACGUGCAAUUGGAAAUGGAAGAGACCGUCGAACGAAUUUCGCUAUUAAAAGGAGAUUCGGAAAUUAGUGGAAGUGUCUCUGAUUGGGAUAGUCCCAAUUUCCAAAUGCAAUCUAGUGUGAAAAUCUAUGUCUAUUGUUUUAAUGUUAAUACUAAGCUGUGGGAACCAUUCAUUGGUCUGUGUCCAGAAAAUAAUUGUCAAUAUAUACCAUGGACGUUAACAUUUAAGAUGUACCAAGACGAAGCUUAUUCACUAAGUUCUUGGCUAAACUAUUCUCAACAGCCCUUGAGAAAAAUAGUUUCAAAGAAGAAGAAACGAGAGAUGGAUAGUAGUGAAGACGAGAAUAAUGAAGAUAUGGUUUUUAUUCCCCCAGCUCAUGCAACUCCAUCAAAAAUAACUGAGCUAAAUUAUAAUUUCGAAUGUGAUGAUUCGGAUUCAGACAAUAAUAGUGAAUCGGAAAAAUUGGCAAAGACCUUUAGUCAUCUUUUUAAUAAGGACACAAGCGAUGAGGAGGGAAGUGAGUCCGACGAGUCCAGUAAAUACGAAGACGAGGGCUUGGAACUGACACCUGAAUGUCUCGCAGAGCCAAACAAUACCGUCAUUGAAACACCAAUUAAAAGGAACACUCGAGCCACAUAUUUUAUCAUAAAUGCAAAAGAUAAAUUAGAUUUAACCGUCUCGCCUAAUACAAUUGCACUGAUGGAAUUAAUUUACAGCACGUACUUGAAGACAAAAUGCGAUAUUCCAAUAGUGGUCACUAAGAGUGGAAAACUUAAUUUACAAAAUAAUAUAGGAUGUGAAAGUACAGUUCAAUUUCUUGUCAAAGAAAAGGAAAACUCGGAAAAUCAGACACGCCUAAUUGCAGCUAAAAGUUUUCACGAAGCAAAUUCCCCGCCGAGUGUGCCGAGCAGUCCGGAAAAUGAAUCUCUUUCUAAAAUAACAAGCCCCUCUAGUAUUGUGAAUAUAGACAGUGAAAUGUUGGAGCAAAAUGAAGUUUCUCAGGAUGGUGCUUUGCAAAUGUUUCCACCGUUUGCCGAUGAAUCGUUAGUUAAUAUUUAUAAGAAGAUAACGUCUGAGCGUCUUCGAAUCAUGGUGGAAGGUUUCGAUGACGUUCAAAUUUACUGUCCAAGAAGGCGAGGAUGCAAUCAAAUAUCAUUGCAUCCAAUUAAAAAUGGUAUUCGAUAUCAUUUAAUCGUCGAAACAAUGAUCGAUAGCCAAUUACAUAGAACCAUUUCGGUUCACUCUCCACUACAGAUACGCAAUGAAACCUCCUACGCAAUAGGCCUACAUUAUAAAAAGCAAUUAAUGGAAAAACUACAAAUAGCGCACAUAGGACAGGCUUUGAAUCCAUUUGAUGACAAUAUGAGAAUGACAAUUAUCGAACCAGAUGAAACCUACAAUGUUCCUUUGUUCAUUGCUUAUCACUUUCCGAUAUAUUUGUUACCUGCAUAUUUAGAUGAUAAGAAGUAUGAAGUUAGUGACGAAGGACUAAGUUGGAGGGAAUUGAGUGAUGAUUUAUAUGUUCCUAAGGAUAUUUAUUGUAAAGUAAAAGAAAGCAAUUCUCCAACGGUGUUUGGAGUAAAAGUGAUAUGCUCGAAAAGUCAGACAUCGAGUCAAACAAAAAGCCAAGUUCCAGAGUACCUGAUACGAAUGCUACCGCCUCUUAUAUUUGAAAAUAAGUUGCCUUUUGUCAUAGAUAUAAGUAUACCCAGUGUGGAUUACGAGAUGCGAAUCGAGCCCGGGGAGAAAAUAAGUAUUUAUUGUAUAAAAUGCAAUAGCGCUAUACAGAUUAUUUUUAAGAUUCAAAACUAUUUGGGUACUCAGUGGUGUGGAACGCUUCAGUUGACGUCUAGUUUAGAGAAGAAAUUUAUAAAAAUGUUUAGCGAUAGUGAAUCAGAAUUUACCAAACCAUUUUUGCUGUGUGUCGAACUGAAUAAACUUACAAAUUGGAUUGUUGAUAUUUAUGCACAGUAUUGGAUUGUAAAUAAGACUGGUCUACCUCUCAGUAUCAGGGAAUCUCACACAAAUGUGAUGUACGAUAUCCCGGAAAAUGAACUCGUGGUAUUCACGCAAAAAGAAAAAAGAAGAAAACGAAUGGUGAGACUGAAGGCCCAACAAUCAGGAUGGUCGCCAUCGUUCAAUUUAGAUGGGAUUAGCUCGAUGUCGUUGAUUUUAUGCAGAGACAUCGAGAGGCGAAGGAAAUAUCGCAUUCUGUCGGAAAGUUCAAUUUCCCAUUUGGCGCCAAUUUUCACGAGAAUCGUCACAUUCUUGCCCUAUUUUUAUUGCAAUAAUAAAACAAAGAAAGCUCUGCGAUUCAUGGAGGAAAAUGAGGAAGCCGAUUUGUGGAAUGAUCUACUUCCGGGACAGGGAAUGGCAUUUUGGCCGUACACGGAGUCAAUGAAAAUGCGGGUCAAAUGGAAAAAUAGUCAAUUGGUAUCUCAACACUUUGACAUGACGACUGUCGGCAAAACUGUUCUCAGAAUGGAUAAUGGGACGGCGAUGUCAGUUACUAUUGAAGGAGGAAGCAGUUCACCUUUUAACAUAACGUUUGAAAGAUUCCAAGACGGCGACGCACCCGUGAGAAUCGACAAUUUGUGCGCUGAAUUAUUUUUGAAAAUUAAUCAAAUUAAUUUGGGACAAGCGACUCUUCUGAAUCCGCUGCAAAGCUUGCUCUACACCUGGGACAAUCCAACUAAGGACAGAAUGCUUAUUUGGAAUGUCUACAGUAGCAAAACAAAAGGAUUUAUCGCUCAGUUCUCAAAGAAUGGAUAUGGAGAAGAAAUUGUAUUUUUCCGAACUUUGAAGCGAUCCUCGACAUCUCUAUCGAAGAAACUUGUCUUAGAGGAAAAGACCUCGAUUUUGGGUGGAAGCAGCAAUGAGGAUACAGACAGUGAUGCUGAGAUAGAUCCCUUGAAAUUGGACCAAGUGCAAAGUAGUAAAACAACAGUUUACUGGGUGAGCUACACGGAGGGAGAGCAAAGGGUCCUAAUGUUUACUCAAGAUGAAAAUAUAUUCAUAAAAGUGAGAAGUAUCGUCGAUCCCGAAAUCAGCGAAAGGGAAAUUUUCUUCACUAUUUCAGGAAUUGGUCUCAGUCUCGUAUCAAAUACGAAUGAAGACUGUAGAGAAUUGGCACUUGCAAGUAUAAUGGAUUCAGCGGCUCAUUGGGAAGUUUUCGUCGGACAAAAGUGGAAAUCGCUUACUUUGGAAUUAAGCGCGUGGAUCGAGAAAAAAUACACGAAUGACGCUAAGAAGGCCCAAUUUGAAAACUUUAUAGAUAUUGACCUCUCCAAGAUGUACAUGACAAAACCGUUCUUUGGAAAACUUCGAAGAACCUACUCGCCGGGAAUUUGGUUUCACUAUAGAAAUUCAGCAACCUUCACGUACCUUCAGGGUUAUCUUCACAGAAUGCAGAUUGACAAUCAAUUGCAAAAAGUCUCAUUCCCAGUUAUGCUGCAUACGUCCUCGCAAAAGUCCCUAACGCGUUUAAUGGAGAAUCGAAAAUUGAAGCAUUUCAUUGAAUUUUGUUGUUUGAAACAAUUCAAAGCUACGCGCAAUAUUUUUAAGGAAGUAAAUUUAAUUGUUAGAGAAUUCAGUCUGAAUUUGCAAGAAUGCUUUUUAAUAUCCUUGAUAAACAAUCUGUUUCCAAAGAAGCUUGAAACGAAACAUUCAAUUGCUACAAGACUACGAAAGGAUCUCUCCAAUAUUCGCACGUCUCCAUUUUGUAACAAGGAAAAGAUCUUUGAGAGCCAAAGGAAUGGCAUUAUUGAGCAUUUGUACAUUUCGCCGAUCACGAUACAUUUGAAACUUUUGGCCGACACUAAUGGAUUUAAUGCCAAUCAAAUUGGAGAAUUAUCGGAUUAUUGUAGUUUUGUAAGAUGCAUGUACGAUUACGCCUGUAAAGGAGCAUUCGAGAAAAAUGCAGAAUUCAGAUUACCAGCUUAUGAAACAGAUUUUCAAAAACUAAAUAGCAGACAGUGCAUUUCAAAUAUCUGGCAUUAUUACACUGGAAAAAUUAUGCAACAAUUUAAUGUUUUAAUACUUUCGGUGACAGUUUUAGGGAAUCCGUAUGGAUAUAAUUUUAAAUCUCCCGAAGAAAGCAGCUAUGAAUCGAAUUCUAUAAUGACAUGCGAGGAUGAAUUCGCGGAAAAAUUGAGCUACGAUAUCUCGUGCCUUUUGGGAUAUUCAACUUUAGAUACAAUGCAGUCUAGCCAUUUUACUUUUCAAGAAGCCGAAAGUAAUAUUUUUACUACAAAAACAGGAAAUUCAUACUUUGAAAAUAAAGACGAACCUUUAGAAGUUUUUAUGAUUAAUAAUUCUUUCUCUGUCGACAUGGAAAUACAACUUUCAGGCUUAAUUAUAAAGCCGACUGACAGUACACAUCAGGAAGAAUUGAGAUGCUUUUUUAAAACAAUUGGAAAAAGUUUACUGAGACUAACCAAGAAGGAAGGCAGUACUUUUCAUAUUUAUCCAGAGCUCAUAACCGACACAAUUAAAAGAGCUCAAGAAAUGGGUUACAAAUUCGUAGCGAGAGCAAGAUUACCACGAUACAUCGAUCCUUAUUCCGGUGUGGAACUCUACUCAUAUCACAAAGCGAAGGGAUUGCACUUAUUGAAUGUUAUAAAUAAAAGCUGUUACUCUCACAAAGAUUCAUACUGGGCACACUCGGCACUUUCUCAAGAUGGAAAACACGUUGCUCUUGUAACAUUCAGGAGGAUAUUUCUAAUUGAACACAGAAGUGUAGGAGACCCUUGGACUAUUGAAUGGAGCAUUGAUAUCAAUCAACUUUGCGAGCCACCUGUUGUACUGGGUAAUAAAAUUGUUCUCCGCAUCAAUAAGGACGAGAAGUUAUCAGUGGUCGAUUGGUACUUGGAAAGUAAGGAAAACGCAAUAUUGGAGUGGCUCUGUCGUAAGAUAAACAUUGCCAUGAUCCUAAACAUGGAGAGCAGUACUUGUCCUCGUGAUGAUUCAUAAAAUGUUAAAAAACUCAACUAUGUCAGAUUGAUGUAUAUUUCAACUAAUUCUCUACAAUAAAUCUUAUUAAGAGACGA